Molecule: messenger RNA, 2163 nt
Organism: Lytechinus pictus (painted urchin)
Lineage: Eukaryota; Metazoa; Echinodermata; Echinoidea; Temnopleuroida; Toxopneustidae
Exons: 1
Coding region: 72-1031 (319 amino acids)
Source: RefSeq, a predicted model, not a curated record
UGGGGGUUUAUCACCGUCUCCACCGGACUAGCCCGUAAUAUCGACGACAUAAAAAUACGAGCGAUAUUAAAAUGACGACAUCAGCCUUCUGUGUGAAUUCAUUGAUAAAUGGAGGAGAUAACGUGACUGUGGCUGCCUUAAAAGGCGCCGUCCAAGCAGAUUUACAUUCGUCUAUCAUUCACGGAUCGUCGAAAUGCUCGUUGACACCGAAAUUUGCGGAUACAUCGAUCCAGGCGGCGUCGGUGGUGACGGCGACCACGGGCAAUGGACUGGCGACGACGCCUCAGGUGUCAACAGCAGCGAACAUGUAUCAUCUACAAACUGACCAAAAUACCAGCUAUGCAUCCCCUUGGUUUUAUCCCGCCGAACACCAUGCUUACUCAACCAUGCCCGUUCCCAUGUCGGCUGUCGCAGACGACUUCGACAACUCGGCCUACUCAUACGCCAUGGGUGGACCAAAAAACUUUGAAUCAGGACUGAUGGCUGCCUCUGGAGGUGGAUUCUACUCGAUCGGACGGCAUCAAGCCUAUGAUAGAUAUCCCAACCAUGCUAACUCCGUGUACCAUCACACUGCCGCUGCAGUCUCACACACGGGACCCUUACCUGUAAGCCUUACCACCGCCGGGACUCUGGCGACGAAGUACAUCACCAGCGAUGGUGGUGGUGGAGGUGGAAACACGAGUCCACACGCUACAACGCACACCUUACUUGACGAGAAGCACAAAUACAUCACCAGUGGCGGGUAUAACGGGUACAACUGCCCCAAAGACGCCCAAGCAACUACCAAAUCUGCUGCGCAAAGAUCGGUGGAGAUCAGUCCAACUUACCCCUCAACGGGCUCAGCUGGUGGUUCACCGGUUACAGUCAUUCACAGUAAAGACUCGCCUGAAUCAGAUAUGAAAGAAAAUGACGUCAUGGAUGAUUGUGAUGGUAAGAUUUGUUUAUGUAUAUCAUUUUGCAUGACAGAGAAGCAAGGAAGAUAUAUAUUUUUAUUAAUUGUAAGAAAAAAAAGAAUUAUUAUUCAUGAUUAAAGUAUAUUGUUUAUAAAAGCAAUGAUAUUAUAAAUUAGAGCGAGGGCUUAAAACAAGAAAUAAUAUAAUGGGUCAUCAAUAAAAUGAGACAGUUUUGAAAUAGGGCAUAAACAUUAAAGCGUAAAUGUUAAAUUAGUAAUCAUGAAUUGCACCUAAUUAAGCCACUUACUAUGUUAACUUUGAAUUAAUUUUAAAUAAUUUAUGGGGAAGGAUGUCAUCUAAUCAUGCUCGACUAUACAAUUUUGAUUUUUUUCUGAAAAUUACAACUAAUAAUGGUGGGUGACAAGUCUGGAGUAAAGUGGUAAGCUGAAGAGAGGGAGAGGGGGGGGGUGUAUGGAUGGGGGGAAAGGGGAGAAGAUGAAUGGAGCGUCGGGCAAUAAAAUAGCUAAUUUCAAUGACGAUUAAUCUCGUAUAAAAAUUAAUGUUUGUAAUAUGAAAAAAAAAAUCAGGUAUUCCCAUGAAAAUGUUUCUUCAGUUACAUAUAAAAUUCUGAAAACAAGAAAAAAAAAAUUGUCCACAAAACGAUACUGGUAAUAUGUAAACGGUUCACCUGAGUAUAUGGGAUACAUGGAAAUUUAAUUGCUGGAUCCGUAAAAGUUAAGAAAGGUUAACUUACGGACUAACUUUAAAACAACAAUGUUUAUAAAUAAAUCUUUGAAGGUUUCAAUAGUAACAGAACCUCUGGAAGAAGAAAGAGUCUUCUUAAAAAUAUUAACUGGCUGCUGAAAUAAGGCAUGGACAAUUCGAUGGAUUGAUAUGAAUGAGAAGGAAUAUUUACCAUCAACCCAACACUUUUGUUAUGCAUAGGCCCUAAAAGAAAAUAUAGCCGUGUUGUAUUUUUUUUUCAAAACACAUACACACGUGGGUAUCAAUAAUGCAUAAAGUAUUAUUUUAUGUGAGGCAAGAUAAAAGAGCAAUGUAUAGAAACACACUUUGGUCAAGGGCCGAGGGAGUAUAUAAACGAUCUUAGUUCCAGUACACAUUCCGAAAAAUAUACGUUGUAACCGACUUCCCUUACAAAUACAGUUACACGAAAUUGUUUUCCUGAAUAUUCUUAUUCGAAACCUUCAACGCCAAGGUGAAGUCCAUCUAAGAUGGAAAUAAAGAAACCAAACAAGCAUACCACUUGAAA